This is a messenger RNA of Thermothielavioides terrestris NRRL 8126, 735 nucleotides long. RefSeq lists its product as uncharacterized. Lineage: Eukaryota; Fungi; Ascomycota; Sordariomycetes; Sordariales; Chaetomiaceae. Bases 1 to 735 code for a protein of 244 amino acids. The transcript is spliced from 2 exons. The record is from RefSeq and is a predicted model, not a curated record.
AUGGCCGCCUCCGCCGCCGGUUCCCUGCUCAACCUGGCGCAACGCAGUCUCGACCGUGUCUUCCCCCCCAGAUCUCGCGAGCAAGCCUACACCAGAAUCCAGGAAUUUGCGACCGCCCGCCCGCUUCUCUUCACCUUCCUCCUAACCCAAACCCUGCUCACCCUGCCGCCAAUCCUGCUCUUCACCACCUUCGCCCUCAGCACGCUGCUGUUCACCCUCCUCCUGGCGGCAGCAACCACGCUCUUCCUGGCCGGCGCGGCGCUGCUCUUCCUCUUGCUGCCCGCGCUCUGCGCCGCGUCCGCCGUCGCCCUGUGCGCCUGGGCCUGGGCCGUCGCCGCCUUCCUUUUCGGGCGCUGGGCGCUGCGCGCCGUGGUGCUGCGGCCGCAGCAGCAGCAGCAGCCUGCCCCUGCGCCUGCAUCUGCGCCUGCGCUUGCUCCUGCGCUCGCUCCUUCUUCGCCUGCGUCUGCGGCUACUCCUUCGUCCGCGCCUCCGUCUGGGUCGGCACCUGCUGUGGUGGGGACGGAGGAUAAGGAGGGCGAGCGUGGGGGUGACGGUAGAGAGGGUGAUCGCGGUGACGCUGGGGGGAAGGAGGGGGAGGAGAAGGAGGAGAAAGGAGCACAAGACGAGCAGAGGUUGCCGAACGUCUCUGUUACCGCCUGCGGGGUGGGCCCAUCCAGAGGAGAGGGCGCGACUGCCGUUGAGGAUGAAGGAGAAGGAGUGAGAGGGAGGGAAUGA